This is a messenger RNA of Sodiomyces alkalinus F11, 1270 nucleotides long. RefSeq lists its product as hypothetical. Lineage: Eukaryota; Fungi; Ascomycota; Sordariomycetes; Glomerellales; Plectosphaerellaceae. The transcript has a single exon. The record is from RefSeq and is a predicted model, not a curated record. Gene Ontology annotation, molecular function: nucleic acid binding. The coding region runs from base 254 to 958 and encodes 234 amino acids.
AGGUACACGUAAUAUCAGGUGGUACUUGGAGCAACCAUUCAAACUCCAGGUCGCCACAUGAAGAUCGCCUUCACAUAUCAGGUCAAUUCUCAUCCACCUCACCUGUAUGAGCAAUACUCGAACAUAUUCGCCCUACACUAUCGAACAAGGAAUUUCUCAUUCAUGGAAUCGGACUUCACAUAAAACAAAGACACAAACGGGUCGUUUCUCGUUCCAGCCACGGCCACGCUGCAACGUACUUCGCACAUAGUAGAUGGCUGACGAGUACGGCGAGGAUUACGAUGUUCCCCUUCAGCAUAAACGGCCUUUCGGGGCAGGCAUUAGACGGAAAAAGGUCGAAUUUGUCAGAGCAUCAGACCACGACCUGAAAACCUUGCCAGACACGAGGCCGGCCUCGUCGGGAGCCUCGGUAGCGGAUAUGUACUUGAGUCUGGUCCUCCCAGAAGACAAGAAUGGAGAGUCGAGGGAAGGGGCCCAGCAAAAGGGGCCGUCUGAGACGCCUGUAUGCACAGUCUGCAAGUUACCCCUCGAGAAGGAGAGCACGGCGGGCAAGGAACGGGACUUGGGUAUUAAUGCCAGGCAAAGACACGAAGCGUCCAUCGCGCAUCAAGUCUGCCUUGAGCAUUCUCACCCUCCGUCAGCGCUGGACAGAUCGCGGAUGGGCCUCAACUAUCUCUCGUCGUACGGCUGGGAUCCGGACGCGCGGAGGGGACUGGGGCCAUCCGGACAGGGUAUCCAGUUCCCGCUCAAACCAAAGCCCAAGGACGACACUCUAGGGCUGGGGCUGAAGGUGCCCAAAGACUUGAGGGGUAGGAUCGAGAAAAAGAAGCAGCCCGAGCGGUUGGAUGCGAAGAAGAGCAGGCAAGUGGCCGAGGCCGAUAGGCAAAAGGGGGAGAAGCUGAGAGAGAUGUUUUACGGUAAUUAUGAUGUGGCUAAGUAUCUCGGAUCAGGUUCAUGACAGUUUCGCUCGGGUAGACAGAGGCUUAAGGCUGGUUAUGGACCAUCCCAUCGUUUGCCCUCGGUGAUACUUUCGGUGGGACGGUGAAGAAUUCCCUCAUUCACGGCUUCUUUCUCAAAAUACAAACAAAUUUAAGUCUGGUGCUACUAGUAAUACGCAGGGAGAGGGGGAAAAACAACGACCAAAACCGAAAGUCCGCGAGACCUUCCUCUCGAAAAUCUCGAACCAACUUGCCAUAGAGAGACACCUAAGACAGCGAAUCAAAAAUGAAAAAUGAAAAGGACAAAAAAAGAAAAGAAAAACAUACAACAC